Cladophialophora carrionii CBS 160.54 is the source of this 744-nucleotide messenger RNA. RefSeq lists its product as uncharacterized. Gene Ontology annotation, biological process: nucleoside phosphate metabolic process; ribose phosphate metabolic process. Lineage: Eukaryota; Fungi; Ascomycota; Eurotiomycetes; Chaetothyriales; Herpotrichiellaceae. Gene Ontology annotation, molecular function: ADP-ribose diphosphatase activity. Gene Ontology annotation, cellular component: nucleus; cytosol. The transcript is spliced from 2 exons. The coding region runs from base 1 to 744 and encodes 247 amino acids. The record is from RefSeq and is a predicted model, not a curated record.
AUGGCGGGUGAUAAGAUGUCCACUUACGCGCCUCAUAUGGCGAAGAAUCUCUCCAUGGAGACAAUGGACGUAUCCUCUGCAAAGUGGAUCACACUCAAAAAAAUCCAAUACCUCGACCCACAGGGGAAACAGCGGGUAUGGGAAUCCGCAGAGCGUCAGACCAGACCAGCCAACAGCGAGACCGACGCAGUCGGCGUGGUCGCCGUGCUGAGGGACCCCAGCCCUACGGGGAAGGGGAAAGAAACCUCAGACUCAGCUUCACCCUCAAAUUCAGGCCCCCGCCUGCUCCUGCAGAAACAGUUCCGCCCCGCGCUGGGCAAAGUGACGAUCGAGUCGCCGUCGGGAUUGGUCGACGAGGGGGAAACGCCCGCCGAGGCCGCAAUUCGCGAAUUGAGAGAGGAAACCGGGUACGUGGGCACCAUCCCCGACGACGCUACAGCCGCGGCGGAGGGCUUCGUCAUGUGGAACGACCCGGGGUUUUGCAACACCAACACCAAGAUGAUUUUCGUGGACGUCGACUUGUCGGAUCCGCGCAAUCGGGAUCCCAAGCCCGAGUUGGAGGAGGGCGAGUUCAUCGAGUCGUUCACCCUGCCGUUGGACAGGCUGUGGCAGGAGUUGAACAGGCUGGAUGGCGAGGGGUAUGCUAUUGAUGCGAGGGUGGGAGGGUUGGCGCAGGGGAUGGAGAUGGCGAGGCAGUGGAGGGACGCGCUGGGGAAGGAAGGAGAUGGCUCGAAGAGGGGGUGA